Molecule: messenger RNA, 5359 nt
Organism: Cheilinus undulatus (humphead wrasse)
Lineage: Eukaryota; Metazoa; Chordata; Actinopteri; Labriformes; Labridae
Gene: lig3
Product: ligase III, DNA, ATP-dependent
Exons: 21
Coding region: 123-3158 (1011 amino acids)
Biological process (GO): DNA recombination; DNA biosynthetic process; double-strand break repair via alternative nonhomologous end joining
Cellular component (GO): DNA ligase III-XRCC1 complex
Molecular function (GO): DNA binding; zinc ion binding; DNA ligase (ATP) activity
Source: RefSeq, a predicted model, not a curated record
GAGAACAAUUCGACAGUGUUUAGCUGUUGGCUAACAACAAUGAGGAGAAGUGGCGAUAUUAACCGUGCUAUUACAUUUUCAGAGCUUCUAUGAGGUUGUAACCUGGACACUGUCACAACUGGAUGCAGAGACAUCUUAUUUUAUUGACUCAUAGGGCUGUUUGUGUAGGUCGACAACUGUUUGGAACACUUUUCAGGUGUUGGCAACCGUGGAGAGAGUGUAGAGUCCUUUCAUGCUUUAAACAUCUACCUCCAGCUGGUGAUUCGUUGCAUUUUUCAAAGGACAUCCAUCACUUCUCUGUGGUAGCCCAUAAAAAAAGACUUCUCCAAAACAGUCCUCCCCACCUUUGCCUACAUCAGUGUUUCUCAAGUGAGUCAGACAUGUCAGAACAGAGGUUUUUAGUGGAGUAUGCCAAACGAGGCACUGCGGGAUGUAAGAAAUGCAAGGACAAGAUCCAAAAGGGCAUAGUGCGCAUCGGAAAGAUUGUGCCAAACCCUUUUAGCGAGUCUGCGGGAGAGAUGAAAGAGUGGUAUCAUGUGAAGUGCAUAUUUGAAAAGCUGGAAAGGGCAAGAGCCACUACCAAGAAGAUUGAGGACAUCACAGAACUGGAGGGCUGGGAGGAGCUGCAGGAUGAAGACAAAGAGCUCAUCAAUAAACAUGUUUCAGACCUUAUGGCCAAAGUCAAUUCAUCUCCAAAGAAGAAGGUGCAGGCCAAGAUGAACACCAGUGGCCAACUAAUGGCUCCUCCUGCUGAUCCAUCGGUCAAUGCUCCACGCAAGUUCUCAGGCUUCACUGCUGCAAAAGCUGGCAGCUCCAGCAGCCCAGGACCGUCCUCUUCCCCUGCAAAAGCCAGCCAGGGCAGCGCCCUGUCUUCACAGCUCUGUGACCCCCAUCACAAGGACUGUCUCCUCAGAGAGUUUCGCAAGCUCUGUGCCAUGGUGGCUGAAAACAACAGCUACAACACCAAGACACAGAUUAUUGAGAAGUUUCUAAAGAAGGGCACAGGUGGAGAUAAGUUCCAUGGAGAUCUUUACCUGACAGUGAAGCUGCUCCUACCAGGCGUUGUAAAAAGUGUCUACAACCUUAAUGACAAACAGAUUGUUAAACUCUUUAGCCGCAUAUUCAGGUGUAACCAGGAUGACAUGGUGCGCGAUCUGGAACAGGGUGAUGUGUCCGAGACAGUGAGGAUGUUCUUUGAGGACAGUAAAUCGUUUCCUGCAGCAUCAAAGAGCCUCCUGACCAUCCAGGAAGUAGAUGCAUCCCUAACCCGCCUGGCCCAGCUGUCCAAGGAGGAUGACCAGCAGACUGAGCUGGAGGCCAUUGCUAGAAAAUGCACCAGUAACGACUUGAAAUGCAUCAUUCGACUCAUUAAACAUGACCUCAAGAUGAAUGCUGGAGCGAAGCAUGUCUUGGAUGCUGUGGACCCGAAUGCUUAUGAUGCCUUCAAGGCCUCACGUAACCUUGGCGAUGUGAUUGAGCGAGUGUUGAGGAAUCAGCAGGAGGCGUCUAAUGGUUCAGGACCGAGGAAACUCCUCUCGGUGGAGGCGUCACUCAUGACCCCCGUGCAGCCCAUGUUGGCAGAGGCAUGUAAAUCUGUCGAGUACGCCAUGAAGAAAUGUCCAAACGGGAUGUACUCUGAGAUCAAGUAUGAUGGCGAACGAGUGCAGGUCCACAAGAGCGGAGAAAACUUCAGCUACUUCAGCCGCAGCCUUAAACCAGUGCUACCACACAAGGUUGUCCAUUUCAAGGACUACAUCCCCCAGGCUUUCCCCGGAGGCCACAGUAUGAUAUUGGAUGCUGAAGUUCUCCUUAUUGACACAAACACCAGUAAACCCCUUCCCUUUGGGACGCUGGGUGUUCACAAGAAAGCAGCCUUUCAAGAUGCCAACGUGUGCCUUUUUGUCUUUGACUGUAUCUACUUCAAUGGCGUGAGCCUCAUGGAGAGGCCUCUGUGUGAACGCAGAAAGUUCCUGCAUGACAACAUGGUGGAAGUCCCAAACAGAAUUCUGUUUUCAGAGAUGAAGCACGUCACUAGAGCAGCAGAUCUGGCUAAUAUGAUAACUCGUGUCAUCAGAGAGGGACUUGAAGGCUUGGUGCUAAAAGACAUAAAGGGCAGUUAUGAACCAGGUAAACGUCACUGGCUGAAGGUGAAGAAGGACUAUUUGAAUGAAGGGGCGAUGGCUGACACGGCCGACCUGGUGGUGCUCGGGGCCUUCUAUGGAAAAGGCUCAAAUGGGGGCAUCAUGUCCAGUUUUCUGAUGGGCUGCUACGACCCAGACUCCAAGAAGUGGUGCACAGUCACAAAGUGCUCCGGGGGCUACGAUGACGCCAUGCUGGCCCGGCUCCAGAAGGAGUUGGAUGUGAUCAAAAUCAGCAAGGACCCAAGCAAACUCCCAAGCUGGCUGAAAAUUGUCAAGAACUAUUAUCCAGAUUUCCUUAUUCGGGAUCCUGAGAAAGCACCUGUCUGGGAGAUCACCGGGGCAGAGUUUUCUAAAUCAGAGAUGCACACAGCUGAUGGCAUCUCCAUUCGCUUCCCUCGGAUGACCCGCAUCCGUGAUGACAAGGACUGGAAGACGGCCACCAACCUGGCCCAGCUCAAAGAGCUCUACCGCAUCUCAAAGGAGAACUGUGACUUUAAAGUGACAGCCGGACCGUCGACAUCCAACGACGACAAGGGCUCAUCAGGAGGAGACAGCGGAGGAAACUCCCCGUCAGUCUCGUCACGUGGAGGCGCAACACCCAAGAAGACUAGCAGCAGCAGCAGCAGCAGCACACCCAAACCAAAGGCGGUCAAAUCAGAGCCUCGUACUCCUGGCUCAGAAGCCCCCAGUGCCAAGAAGGUGAAGAAGACUGAAAGUGUUAACAGUAACGGACAAACCAAAACAAAGGCAACGUCUCAACUGCUGGAGCCCAGGAACGACAAGACACUGCUGGACAUCUUCAGUGGGGUGAAGCUGUACCUGCCCAGCUCAGUGCAGGACUUUGACAAACUGAGACGGUACUUUGUGGCGUAUGAUGGAGACCUGGUAGCGGACUAUGACGCCGCCUCAGCCACACACACGCUGGCUGAACCUGACGAGGACAGUCAGGCCCAGAAAGUCUCUUCCAACUGGAUCUGGGAAUGUAUCCGCAAGAGGCGUGUUGUACCCCCCUGUUAAUGAUGGACAGCAUGUUAAUGUCUGUUUAAGCUGCGGCACAUCAGUGUAACUUUACUCUAGAUCUGUGUAAACCACAUAAACAUGGUUGAUCUGUGUGGUUUGCAGACAAAGAACAAAUAACACAUUUUUUUAAACCAGGUUGGGGUGAUUUAUUAUACUUAACAUUUCCAAUUAAACUGAUCUCAGGUCAUUUUUAUUUAUUCCAGCCAAGGCUUUCUGCUUGGAACAACAAAAAUGGACUCAAUAAGCUGUGUUUUCACCAAGCAGUCUGGUUCAGAUCAGUGUAUGCAGGGACUUCGCGCUUUGUAAUUUCCUUUUCUUUUUCAUGUUUAGGUCAUUUAUGGAUGUCAGUAUUGGUGCAGGACAGUGACUCUCUCCAGACUCUCUCCUCUGCUCUCUGUCUGUAACAGACAAUAACAUUGACCCGGCAUCUUUAUGAGGUGCUAGAGAUACAAAAAAAAAAAAAAAAAGAAAAACGUAUUCACCAACAAGUGAAAGCUGAGAUAAGUAAGCAGCAGGCAAUGGGAGACAUGUCCUCUGCAUCGAUCAAAAAAUGUGUCUUCCCUCAUCUCUGCAGAGGUUUUGAUGUGUUUCUAGCUUAUUUAGAGCGCCAUUGCUGUAAAAGAACAUUUAGGAAUUAACUGAUCUCUCCAAUUUAAGCUAACGGGACAUAGGCACUUGCUCUCCUUUAAUUGCCUGCCUCACUCUCCCUCCGUGCUGUAAUGUAGGAUUCUGGUUGGAUUGAUACAACUCACUUCAACAUGAGCUGUCAUUUAUGAAAAGUCGGGUCUAACCUCUAGUUUCCACAUACAACAGCUGCACUGCGAUCCAACGGCCAAUCGCUCCCUCUAGUCAAUCAGUCGUCCCACUGCUCAGUAUGGCACAUCUCUGAAAUGCCACUCCACUCCAUUGGAGACGUUACAGGUCUGUUUUUAUGAAAAUAUAUCCCGUCAACUUAAAAUACAGCACAAUGCAUGGACGCCCGAUCAUAAAUCAUCACUAUAUCAACAGUACGUCUUAUCCUGUUGCACAAGCAGAAGGUCAUUUGUGGGUCACAGAGCUAAAGUGGUGCUAAGGAAAGGUUAACUUUGAGGUAAAAUGCAACAGAAUUUUACAGGAAACAACAGUCUUAAAAGAUUCAUCUUUUAACUUCAUAAUGUACUCACCCAUGGCUGAAGCAAUCAAAUCAUGGAAUUAUGUUGAAAUGAAUGGCAAAUCAACCCCAAAAUGGCAAAAUAAUCUGCAUUGACAUGCUAUUCCUGCAUAAACUCAGAUUCUUCCGUGAUCUCCACAGAGGCAUCUUAGCAGUUGUAUGUAGAAAUUGUGGGUAAGCGCAUGCUCCAGGCAGAGAGCUAGUUCCUCCUUUUUCUGUUUUUUUGUUGUUGAAUAGACAAGUAGGCCAAAAUGGUACCAGAUGAUGAGCCAUUUAGGCGCUAAAGGAUCUGGAUCUCUAAACUCCCAUCACUACAAACAAGGUUGGAUGGAUAUUAUUAAGAAAGAUCAGGGUUAAUUGGACUGAACUGAACCAAACCACUUGGGCGAAAACAAACAAUAUGUAUACAUUUAGUAAUGUGGACUUUAGCAGUAAUUGGAAAAUUAAGAACUCUGGUAAUGGAUGAAGCUGAUUUACUGAUAUUUGUGAAAAGGGGAUUUUUGUGUGCUAAUGGAACUGUACUGUAGAUGUAGAGUCUUUGUAUGAAAAUUUUCAGUAGUUAAAUGAGCUACAUGAGGACUGUAAAUCCUGAAAAGCAUUUCACAAGGAGCAUAAACUCAGCAUAAAUCAGAGUCCUGACAUGAAAAAGAGUAAGCAGGGGCUCCAUCAGCACUGUGCAUUAUUUUUACUGCCUUUGUUAAACAUUUAGCGAGGUAUUAAACCUUGCUCAUGAACUGAGAGAAACCAAAUGUGUCUGCCAUUAGAAAUAAACAAAACACUGAUAAAGACAAUAAAAGUGUCUCACUGAAAUCACUCUAAAGCUGGUAUUUUCUGCUAAUUUUCCACUUAAGAGUUGCACCAAAUUGCACUGCAGCUCCUUGCAGUAAAAAGGAUUCAUGCAAUGUUUCAAAACAUCAUAUGAGAAGCAUUAGGACAGCUCUCCUCCCACUAAACUAAAUACAUUUUAGCCUAAAUCAUGAGAAUUUCUGUACAAUCCAAUGAAAUGCUGAAAGGCUUCACUGCAGCCUCCUGCCUCUGAAUGGCUUUC